AUGGAGGCGGCGGCGGAGGGCGUCGAGCCGGGCAGCUGCUGCGGCGGCGGCGCGGAGGAACCCGUGGUUUCCUUGGAGGAGGUGCUGGCGGAGAACGAGGAGCUGGAGAAGGAGGCGCGGGCCGUGCUGGGGGGCAGCGACCACGAGCGCUGCAGCUACGCGCAGGGUGCCGUGAAGAGACAGGCGCUGUACGCCUGCAGCACCUGCACGCCGCCCGGCGAAGAGCCGGCGGGGAUCUGCCUGGCCUGCAGCUAUGAGUGCCACGGCACCCACCGCCUCUUCGAGCUCUACACCAAGAGGAACUUUCGUUGUGACUGUGGAAACAGCAAGUUCAAAAAUCUGCAGUGCAAGUUACUCCCAGAAAAGGGCAAGGUGAAUUCAGGAAAUAAGUAUAAUGACAAUUUCUAUGGAUUAUACUGUACUUGUAAAAGACCUUAUCCUGAUCCUGAAGAUGAGAUUCCAGAUGAGAUGAUCCAGUGUAUAGUUUGUGAAGACUGGUUCCAUGGAAGGCAUCUUGGUGCAAUUCCCCCUGAAAGUGGAGACUUCCAUGAGAUGGUGUGCCAAGCCUGCAUGAAGCACUGCCAUUUCCUGUGGGCCUAUGCUGCACAGUUAGCAGUUCCUGCUUUGACCAAAGUAAACUCCCUUGAAGACGAAGGAAUUGCCCUGAAGGUUGAGGAAAGUGAAGAGCAGAAAAAAGAAAUAAAAAAAGAAAGUGGAGUGGAACACCAGGAAAUAAAGGAAGAGAAGCAAAUCGAACAGUUUAAUGAACCAUCCACCAGCUCUGGGGCUGCCUGUCCAGAGGUAGUUGCCAAGAGUGAGGUGCCAGCCUGCAAGCUGAAAGAACUCCAGAGCAAGCCAUUUGUCAAAAAAGAUACUGCCACCUUUUGGCCAUCGAACUGGAGAAGCAAAUUAUGCACCUGUGAAGACUGUUUGAAAAUGUAUUCAGAGCUUGAGGUCCAGUUCCUGACAGAUGAAUGUGACACUGUCUUGGCUUAUGAAAAUAAAGGUACCAGUGACCAAGAAACAGAGAGGAGAGAUCCUUUAAUGGACACCCUUAACAGCAUGAACAGAGUCCAGCAAGUAGAACUCAUCUGUGAAUACAAUGAUUUAAAGACAGAACUGACUGAUUAUCUCAGGAGAUUUGCAGAUGAGGGAACGGUGGUUAAGAGAGAAGACAUUCAGCACUUCUUCGAAGAAUUUCAGUCGCGGAAAAGGCGGCGGACUAACAGGAUGCAGUACUACUGUAGUUAGACUGAGAAGGUUUGGGUCUGACAGGACAACUGGGAAAACAGCAUCCAUUGGCAAACAGAAGAGGCAUCUUCAGUAUUUGGCUUCUUAGCAAAAUACAACUAUCCAAGAAAUGUCUUACUUUUGUCUCAUACUUCCUUCCUUUGUAGUGACUAAAAUGUGUUCUUAACAGGUAUGUUGCAUUUGUAGGGAUUUCAGUACUGAUGGACUUGGUGUUGCUGUGAAAGCUGGCCUUAAGGGGGAGGAUAGCUUGUUACAAAGACAGUGUGCCACUGUGCGUGCCCUCCAGCUUGUCACCUGUUUGACUGUUAGCACCUGUAGCUGUCACUGUACUGGAACCUGGUGGGGGGUGCUACUCCACCCUCCUCCCUUCCUUCUGUGCAGCGCAGGCAGCGUACACUCGGUGUGCUCUCUGUCAUCUCCUAGGGGGCUGCUGAGAACUCCCAACACAGAGUGAGUGUCUGUUCAUUGCACCGAUGGAGGCACAGCUCCUGAAGGGGUAAAGCAGGUGUAUGCUGCAGCCAGGUCUGUUGGGUGGAAUUCCAUUAUAACAUUUGGGUCACCUCAGGUGAACUAAGUAGCACUGCACUUCUCUGUGCUCGCUCUUCACAGGGGAAAUGCUCCCUGGGCAGGUAAAAAGAAAUCAUAGGUUAGGUCUGCCAGAAGAGAAUGUUCCACCUGUUUUUGCAAAUUCAAAAGCUUUGUUUCUAGUAAGAUACAGUGAUGUUUUACACGCAAAAAAAAGUCAUGAACUUUAUCCUGGAUCCUCACUAGCAUAUAAACUGCAACUUAAGCAUUGGAACGAGGAUCAGGGGGGUUUAGGACUUUGAAUGUGCUUUAAGACCUAGUCCACCACAAAUUAUUCUACUUCAUAGAUGUCCCUGAAAACACUGCAGCAUCCUGGUAUUUUGCUAUAGUAUAAAACAACCUUUUUAUAAUCACUGUGAGAAUUGUGGAACAGGAUGUUUUGCUGACUUCUAAAAAAAUCUACACUUAGCUACAAUUAAGUAAGUACUGACUUUUUGUAAGUUUGGAGCCUAAUGUACUUUUUAGUUUUCUUUACCCUGAAACCCUAACAGGUACUUAGAGAAAGUUCUAAUUUUUAAACUCCUGCUUUAUCUACUUGGAGGCUUUCUUUGCCAUGGAGUACUAUUCUGUUUCUAUGUUAAUAACUUUUGAGAAGAAAAUCAGACCUUUCUCUCUCCUUAUCUCUGUUAAUUGUUUCUGACCACUGUAUUUACAAGAGGUAGUCCUAGAGACGCAGCUCAUUAGUUUGUUUCAUGCAAAAUGCCUAGUUGCUUUUAACGCUGGGUAGCACAUGUGCUUUUUUUGGUAGCAACUGUUACAGGAGUUGUAACUGCAUCUCUAAUGACGCCAUCUCAAAAUUAAAUAACUGUUCAAUA
Molecule: messenger RNA, 2651 nt
Organism: Pogoniulus pusillus (Red-fronted tinkerbird)
Lineage: Eukaryota; Metazoa; Chordata; Aves; Piciformes; Lybiidae
Gene: UBR7
Product: ubiquitin protein ligase E3 component n-recognin 7
Exons: 11
Coding region: 1-1251 (416 amino acids)
Cellular component (GO): cytoplasm
Molecular function (GO): ubiquitin protein ligase activity; zinc ion binding
Source: RefSeq, a predicted model, not a curated record